UUUUUUCUGUUGCAUUUACAGGAUAUUCAAUCAAUUAUAUUAGAAUGGCACAAAUAUUAGAUGGCAAAAAAUUGUCUGCAAAAAUCAGGACAGAUUUGGCAAGAAAUGUUUCUGAAAUGGGUGAAAAACUGGAUGGAUUUCAACCUGGUUUGGCAAUUGUGCAGGUUGGAGCAAGGGAGGAUUCAAACGUUUACAUCCGGAUGAAAAUAAAAGCUGCCAAAGAAAUCGGAAUCGCGGCAAAUCAUUUCAAACUUCCACGAUCUACAACUGAAGCAGAACUUGUGGAAAAAAUUGAGAAGUUGAACUAUGACAGUGGUGUGCAUGGAAUAAUCCUUCAACUACCAGUAGAGAGUGACUUUCCCAUAGAUGAGGAUACUGCAAUGAACUCAAUACAUCCAGAUAAGGAUGUGGAUGGUCUGCAUCAUUUUAAUGCAGGGAAAUUAAGCAAAGGAAUAAUUGGUGAUGAUACAUUUGUUCCAUGCACUCCUCUGGGAUGUUUGGAGCUUAUCAAGCAUACAGGAGUACAGAUUUCUGGCAAGCGAGCUGUUGUGAUUGGUCGAAGCAGAAUCGUUGGAUCUCCCAUAAGCGAAUUACUCAAGUGGAACAACGCUACCGUCACAAUGUGUCAUUCAAAAACCGAGAAUUUACAAGAAAUUGUUUCAACGGCUGAUAUUUUGGUGGUGGCCAUUCGCCAACCGCAGAUGGUGAAGGGAGAGUGGGUCAAGCACGGAGCUAUUGUGGUCGAUUGUGGAAUUAACCCAAUUCCUGAUUCAACCAAGAAAAGUGGGCAAGCAUUGGUUGGGGAUGUUUGUUAUAGUGAAGUAUCUAAGGUAGCAUCAUGGAUCACACCCGUGCCUGGAGGUGUGGGUCCAAUGACAGUAGCCAUGCUGAUGAGGAACACAGUGCAUGCAGCACAGAAAGUUUUAGAUAAACGACUUUCACCAUCGUGGAAUAUAAGGUACCUCCCCCUUAAACUUCUGGACCCAGUACCAAGUGACAUAGAAAUAGCAAAAAAGCAGAAACCCAAAGACAUCAACGUAUUAGCUGCCGAGAUUGGUCUUUUGCAUGAAGAGGUUAACUUGUAUGGGAAGAAAAAAGCAAAAGUUUCACUAGAUGUUUUAAACCGAUUGAAAGACGUGGAGAAUGGAAAAUAUGUUGUGGUCACUGGUAUAACACCCACACCACUAGGGGAGGGCAAGAGCACGACCACUAUUGGCCUUGCACAAGCGUUGGGUUCGCAACUGAAUAAAAAUAUUUUUGCUUGUGUUCGACAACCAUCGCAGGGUCCAACAUUUGGAAUAAAAGGUGGAGCAGCAGGUGGAGGAUAUUCACAAGUUAUUCCAAUGGAUGAGUUUAAUCUACAUCUUACUGGUGACAUUCAUGCGAUCACAGCAGCAAACAACCUUCUAGCUGCAGCAGUCGAUGCUUGUAUAUUCCAUGAAUCAACACAGAAGGAUGAAGCUCUUUAUUCACGUCUUGUACCCAAGAAAAAGGGGAUCAGAGAAUUUUCAAAAAUUCAGAUUCGAAGAUUAGAGAAGUUAGGAAUCACUGAGCGUGACCCGGACCAACUUACCCCAGAGGAUCGAACCCGUUUCUCGCGACUCGACAUCGACCCUGACCUGAUCACAUGGCAGCGGGUGAUGGACACAAACGAUCGAUUCUUGAGGAAAAUAACCAUCGGACAAUCACCAACUGAGAAAGGAAAAGAACGAACGGCUCAGUUUGAUAUCACAGUGGCUAGUGAGGUUAUGGCAGUCCUCGCACUAACCACCAGUAUAUCGGAUAUGAGAGAAAGGCUUGGCCACAUGGUGGUAGCAACGAGUAGAUCAGGUGAUCCAGUGACAGCUGACGAUAUUGGAGUAACGGGUGCGUUGACCGUGUUAAUGCGAGAUGCAAUUCAACCCAACCUGAUGCAAACGUUGGAGGGAACCCCUGUAUUCGUGCACGCUGGUCCAUUUGCGAACAUCGCACACGGGAACUCAUCCAUACUUGCCGAUAAAAUUGCUCUUAAGUUAGCUGGUCCAGAUGGUUACGUGGUAACUGAAGCAGGAUUUGGUGCGGACAUUGGAAUGGAAAAGUUUUUCAACAUUAAAUGUCGAAGAUCUGGUCUGCGUCCUCAUGCUGUUGUGUUGGUGGCCACGAUUCGUGCGAUCAAAAUGCACGGAGGAGGUCCUACUGUUGUGGCUGGGAAACCACUGGCAAGGGAAUACUCUGAGGAACACCUAGAAUUAUUAGAAGCUGGUUUUUCAAAUCCCCGCAAACAAAUAGAAAAUGCCGGAUAUUUUGGCGUGCCUGUUGUAUUUGCGCUGAACAGGUUCGCAACAGACACAGAUGCUGAGGUGGAAACCACGUUAAGACUCGCACGGGAAAGUGGAGCAAUUGAUGCUGUUUGUGCAUCACAUUGGUCGCAUGGUGGUGUUGGAGCCGUUGAUCUUGCAAAGUCUGUUGUCCAGGCAACAGAAGCACAAAGUGACUUCAAGUUUUUAUAUCCUCUUGAAAUGGGAAUAUAUGAGAAGAUUGAAACAAUUGCCAAGAAAAUCUACGGAGCUGAUGGAAUUGAGUUGCUGCCUGAAGCUCAAGCUAAAGUUGAACUUUACACUAAACAGGGUUUCAGCCACCUCCCGAUAUGCAUGGCUAAGACACAUCUCUCGCUCUCCCAUAAACCCGAGCUAAAAGGAUCUCCACGAGGAUUCGUUCUUCCGAUCCGAGACAUCCGGGCAAGCGCGGGAGCAGGUUUCCUCUUCCCACUAGUGGGCACUAUGAGCACAAUGCCGGGGUUACCGACGAGACCCUGCUUCGUUGAUAUCGAUAUUGACCCAGACACGUUGGACGUAACUGGAUUGUUUUAACCACUAGGUGUUGUUGGUGUUUGCUUUCUUCUAUGUGAUGAGUAUCUUAUUCUUGGAAUCUGAUCUUUAAUUAUAAAAUAACGUACCCAACAUCGUGUUCGCAAUUAUAAUAAUUUACCCAAAUUAAAUUUCCUCCACACUCUGAACUGAUUGCGUUUAAUUCUAGUUCUAUGCAAUACAUCAUUUUGUGUUGA
Messenger RNA from Ciona intestinalis (vase tunicate), 3043 nucleotides. The record is from RefSeq and is a predicted model, not a curated record. Lineage: Eukaryota; Metazoa; Chordata; Ascidiacea; Phlebobranchia; Cionidae.